AGGAUGAGCCACCCCUAGAAAAUUUCUACCCUCAGAACCCACCCUGGGCCCAGGGGGAUUGCCAGAGAGGUGUGUCUCAAGAAAAUUACAACCACCAAAGUCUAUCCCUGGGCCUAGGGAGAGGCCACAGGGAGUAUGAGGUGUAUCAAUGUCAUUUUAAGGAGCUAACAUCCUUAAGAGCUCCCUGUACUCAGGGAGCUAAGUACAUCAGAACUAAUACUACAAACACCUGUCUUAUAUACAUUGGUGGCAUGUGGGAAGAAAUAAACGAUUUCCAGCCACCUGCUACCACUACUAACUGGGUGGCAAGUGGCCACCAGACAAGCAACCAAAUUUGCCUGAUGCCAGGGCGUGAGCCAAGGCUGUCGGACUCGGUACGACGCUCGGAGGGGGCAGCCAAAUGGGUAGAAUAUUGGCUAUGGCCAAAUAUCGAGGCCUGGGCCAAUGCUGUCGCACCGAGUCCGACGCUGGGACGUG
Molecule: messenger RNA, 477 nt
Organism: Acaulospora colombiana
Lineage: Eukaryota; Fungi; Glomeromycota; Glomeromycetes; Diversisporales; Acaulosporaceae
Source: the annotation of a GenBank genome assembly